AUUGGUUGAAUCUUUUGACAGGUGACAUUUAUUGUUUACUAUGUUAGGAAGAUUGAAAAAUGGAUAAAGAUGAAUGCGAAUUAAAAUUAGAGAAAACUGAAUCAUAUUGGCAACAGACUAUAGCUAGGAUCAAGACUGAAAUAACAGAGGAGGAAUCAAGGGAUCCAGAUGAAAAUGAAAUAUCCAAGGAGUAUAUUUCCAAUGCAGCACACUCUGAUUCCUAUACAUGGGUUACAAAAAACCUUCCGCAGGACAAUUUCGACGCAGAUUUUAGACCCAAAAGAGAGAAUUCCGAGUGUUGUGUAGAACAAGAUGCUACCGCAUUAGACCUGAUCAAGAUCGAGAUCCCUAUCAAAGAUGAAAAUAUGUUGGAUGCUCCCGAAUACUUUUCAACAGAAACGGAUCUUCCUGAGUGUGACAUUCGCCAAGUAGAAGUAAAGAAUGAAAUAGAGGCAUCUGAUGAAGAAGGCAGCUUCAAUUCGCAAUUGCUUCUGCAGAAUAAUGAUGGAGAUGAAUUGAAGAGAGAUUCUGACAAAGGAAGACUGCAGGACAAUACAGAAGAACGACCUUAUCAGUGUGAAGUGUGUUUGAAAUCUUUUACCAAAAUUAAUAAUCUGAAACUACAUUCCAGGCUUCACUCAGGGGAAAAAAUGUAUCAGUGCACCUUCUGCCCAAAAUCUUUCACGCAAAGCAGUACUCUGAUGAGGCAUUUGAAGAUUCAUACAAGGGAAAAUCCAUUCGAAUGUAAAUUAUGUUCGAAAACUUACACUUCUGAAUCUGGUUUUAGGGAGCAUGAGAAAACACACGAAAGAGGAAAACCUUAUCAGUGCAAUAUCUGCUCUAAAUCUUUCUCUCAACGGUGUAAUUUGAUGAAUCACGAGAAAAUACACAUUGGGAUCAAACCAUAUAAGUGCAAAUAUUGUUCAAAAUGUUUUACUGAGGAUGGUAGUUUAACAUCACACUUGAGAAUCCAUACAGGGAAAGAUCUGUUUUAUUGCAAAAUCUGCCCCAAAUCUUUCUCAUGUAAAUCUGGCCUUGUGAAACAUGAAAAAAACCAUGCAGGAGAAAAACCUUAUGAAUGCGAAGUCUGUUCAAAAUCUUUUUCUAACCGGCAUGCCUUGUUGGUGCAUUCGCGAAGUCACACUGGAGAGAAACCAUUUCGGUGCGAUGUCUGUGAGAAAUGUUUCUGCAGUAAUUAUUCGUUGUUGGUGCACUCCAGAAUUCACACUGGGGAAAAGCCUUAUCAGUGUGAAAUCUGUUCCAAAUCAUUCAGCAGCAGUUCUGAUUUGGUUGUACAUGCAAGAAUUCAUACAGGAGAAAAACCAUAUCAAUGUGGAGUCUGUCCGAAACAAUUCACUUCUAGUUCGGGUCUUGUAGCGCAUGAGAAAGUUCACGCAACAGAAAAACCCUUCACUUGUGAAGUAUGUCAAAAAUCAUUUAGUCGAAAAGCGGCUUUAAAGAAACAUACUCUGAGGCCAUCCUGUAAGUCACGGGAACUAACCGUUUCGUGAUGAAAAAUUCGUUUCAGAUUUUCAAUUCUUUUCAUAAUUGUGAAGGAUUGAAAUUAUCCCAGCGUAAAGAAUAUAGAUUAAUUUAUUUCUA
Messenger RNA from Leptinotarsa decemlineata (Colorado potato beetle), 1602 nucleotides. RefSeq lists its product as uncharacterized. Gene Ontology annotation, cellular component: nucleus. Gene Ontology annotation, biological process: regulation of transcription by RNA polymerase II. NCBI's taxonomy places the organism in Eukaryota, Metazoa, Arthropoda, Insecta, Coleoptera, Chrysomelidae. The record is from RefSeq and is a predicted model, not a curated record. Gene Ontology annotation, molecular function: DNA-binding transcription factor activity, RNA polymerase II-specific; RNA polymerase II transcription regulatory region sequence-specific DNA binding.